AUGCGAUCACAAAGCGAUGACGAGACCUGGGAUGUGAGGGAGAGAGCAAGCACUGGUGUUUUUACUGCACGAAGGACAGGUUGGAAUGAAGAAGUGAUAAAUAGUGAUGACAGAAAAGUGUUUCGAACGGAGCAAGGUGUGAGGUAUGAUGACUAG
Chondrus crispus (carragheen) is the source of this 156-nucleotide messenger RNA. RefSeq lists its product as hypothetical. NCBI's taxonomy places the organism in Eukaryota, Rhodophyta, Florideophyceae, Gigartinales, Gigartinaceae. The transcript has a single exon. Bases 1 to 156 code for a protein of 51 amino acids. The record is from RefSeq and is a predicted model, not a curated record.